GACCAGAUCUUGGUUAUCGUUGAGUCUCCUUCAAAAGCCAAGAUCAUUCAAAGUUUCCUCGACUCCCUCUACGUCGUUGAGUCGUGCAUGGGUCAUGUUCGCGAUCUCCCCCAGAGUGCCAAGUCUGUUCCUCCUGAAUUGAAAGCUCGCUUCGGGAAGGUGGUUGGUGUGGAUCCUGACAAUCACUUCGAGCCCCUCUACGUCACUCUUCCUGGCAAAGAGUCAGUGAUCAAAAAGCUGGAGGGGAUCCAGCGCAAAGCAAAGGAAGUCAUCCUUGCGACCGAUGAAGACAGAGAAGCCUGGGAAGCAAUCAGUUGGCAUCUGCUCGAGCUGCUGAAGCCUAAAGUGCCGGUGAAGCGAGCUGUCUUCCACGAGAUCACCAAGGAUGCCAUCACUCGCUCG
Guillardia theta CCMP2712 is the source of this 402-nucleotide messenger RNA. RefSeq lists its product as hypothetical. The transcript has 2 exons. NCBI's taxonomy places the organism in Eukaryota, Cryptophyceae, Pyrenomonadales, Geminigeraceae. Gene Ontology annotation, biological process: DNA topological change. Gene Ontology annotation, molecular function: DNA topoisomerase type I (single strand cut, ATP-independent) activity; DNA binding. The annotation marks the transcript as partial. The record is from RefSeq and is a predicted model, not a curated record.